This is a messenger RNA of Trichoplusia ni (cabbage looper), 2724 nucleotides long. Its product is annotated as dentin sialophosphoprotein-like. The transcript has 11 exons. The coding region runs from base 1 to 2724 and encodes 907 amino acids. NCBI's taxonomy places the organism in Eukaryota, Metazoa, Arthropoda, Insecta, Lepidoptera, Noctuidae. The record is from RefSeq and is a predicted model, not a curated record.
AUGGCGGCCGAAGUGCCUGUAAGUGUUGUAUUAUGUGAAGCAAUGGAGUAUCUGUCUAAACUUGGUGCUAAUCUACGAACUCGGUCCGAAAAUUUGAAAGACAAGAGAAUUAAUAAAGACAAACUAAAGAAUGCUCAUGCUGUUCAUAAAGCUGCCUCUAAGGGUAAAUCUGACUCCAAUCAAAAUGAAAUUGUUGAUGUAGAAUCUGAUGAUGCAAAAACUGAAAUGGCUGAGAAUUCAAGUGAUGUUACAAAAUCUACACAAAAUACUGCAGAAUGUACCAGUACCAACAGUGAUAGGAGAAAACCAUUGAGAAUUAUGAGCAUCAGUGACACUGAAGAUGACAUUGUACCUUUAGCGACUAAAUCCUCAAAUUCUGUCUCAACUGAAGAUAGUGUAAGUAAAUUAGUAAGUGAUGAAAAUAAAAGUGAAGAUAGUAGUGCCACAACUGAAAAUAAUAAUGUUGACCAUACUGAAUCCUUGGUUAAAGAACACAGAGAGUCUCAUUCUGGGCCAGAGGAUGGAAAGGUUUCCACAGAAGAAAGUAGUAAAAAAAAAUCUACAAAAGGUGGUCCAAUCACAAUAUUUUUUAACAGAAAGAAUACAGUGAAAAAAUCCAAAACAAAUGGACAACAAAAGAAUUCAAGUCAAAUACUGCCUGUAGAUGACACCAAUAGUGAAGAAGAUUUUAAAAGCAAUAAAAAUAAAGAGGCACAAAAAGAGAAUAAACCUGCAAGUAAUGAAGCAAAUUGCAGUAGUGACAAUCUUGAACCCAUCAAAAGGAAAAGAAAAAAUUCAAAUGUAAGUGAUUCUUCAAGUCAAAUUAAUGAUGAUUCCACUAAGAAUUCAGAAGAAAAUAACAUGCAGAAGGAACUUAAUGAUGAUUCUAAUGACUCAAACAAUUCAAAACCCUUGAUCCGCUGUGUUAAUAUUACAAAAUUAUUAAAACCAGAUGCAGUGCCAGUCAAAAGUGACUUGUUUGCAGGAAAACAAAGUGAUAUAAGAGAGCAUUUCAGCAAAAAAGGAAGUGCUCAGUGUAAAAGCUCAAUCAAAAGAGUAAAACAUAGCCUGCUUAAUGAUUCUGAUUCCGAUAAAGAAAUUGGAACAAAUAUUGACAGUCAGGUAGUGAGCCAAAAGGAAAUUAAUCCUGCAACUAUUAAAGAUUCACUACUUUGUGAUUCUGACUCUGACAAAAAUGAAGAACAGGUUGUUAAAGAAAACAGUAAAGUCUCUGAUGGCAAUACUAAUAACAGUCAAGAAAGAAUUGAUACAGUGGUUGAAAACAUUAUAGCAUCAUUGUCUAGGUUAAAUGAACAUUCAGCUCAAAACCAAGAAAAGAGUGAUGACAGUAGUCUUAAGUCUUAUGUAAAUAAGGAAAAUGAUAAUCAUAAUGUCAGUGAAACAGAGAAACUAAAUGAACCUUGCCAUGAUACUAUCAAAGCAAAAUCAUCUUUAUUAAAUGACAGUGAUAGUGAUUCCGAACCAUUUCCAAGAACUAAGGAGAGGUUUAUAAGUGCCAGGGAAAGUAGUGAACUAAAAAAAAUGCUUCUCAAUCAUUCAUCCAGUUCAGAGCAUGAAGAAUCUGUAACAAAUGUGUUAAAAAGAGGCAGAAAAAAAUCACGAUCAUCAAAUUCAUCAUCUUCAGAAACAGCAAAGUCAAAAAAAACGGCAUGUAGUGAAAAAGCCCACAACAGUAGUAUCAACCAAAUUGAUGGGACUGUUGAUGAACACUCUGAUUCCAGUGUUAAAAAGAUGGUACGCUCUAAAUCAAAACCCAGUGGCAGCAGUGUCCAGAACUCAGAAAUUCAAGAUGCGAGUGACAGAGAUAUUGAAGGGCUGACAAAUUUAAACAGUUUAAACAAAUCUCGACGGCAUGGUUCUUCGUCAAACAAUACUGAGAGCAGGAGUUCUGCGAGGCAAGCGUGUAAGCUGAAGCAGACGCCGACCAUCGGCGAGGACUUAUUGCACGCUGAGAGCAGCUCAGACGUCUCGGAGAACAAUGUCGACGAAAAUGUUGAAGAAGAAGAUUUACCUAAAAUUCAUGGUCUUAACGGAGACAGCAUCGGUCAUCUCGCUAAAGAUGAUUUACUAAAUGAAAGUGAUUCUUCGGCGUCUCAGGAUGUAGAGGCCACUGAGGAUACACAACACAUAGAAGAUUCCGAGGAAGAAAACGUUAUAUCAAAAAGGCGUAAGGCAAAUGCAAUAUCAUCAGACUCAGAAGGCGGGACUUCGCGUCGUAAACAUGAAGACGAUGAAGAAGCUAGGGUUAGCGACUUUGAGGAUUCCGAGGAUGAGAGCUCAGAGUCUGCAAAACGCUCCAAGCGGAAGAAAAAGCCCUCGGAAAGCGACGGAUCAGCGGGAUCUAGUAAUGAGGGAAAAAAGAAACGUCGACGCAUAAAACAAGUUAAUGAUAGUGAUGGAUCUGGAUCGGACACUGAAAAUGAAGGUAGAAAUAAACACGGCAGGAAGAAUAUACGUAAGGUAAUGGGUAAGAAUCAGUUAGAGGAAGCUACAAAGAAAGCUGCUCGCGAAGAAAAGGAAAGAAUUGCUCGUAUUGCAGAUAGACAGAAAUUGUACAAUAAUUUGGACUUUGAUGAGACUGGAAAGCCGGAUGAAGUUGUCUUGGAAAAAGUCGUGUUGGAUUUCGAUCCAGAAACUAAAGAACCACUAAUUCAAGUUGACAGAGGUCUCGUCAAGAAGUUGAAACCACAUCAGGUAUGCUGA